Trachemys scripta elegans is the source of this 6727-nucleotide messenger RNA. RefSeq names its product 5-phosphohydroxy-L-lysine phospho-lyase (gene PHYKPL). Bases 207 to 1556 code for a protein of 449 amino acids. The transcript has 12 exons. Gene Ontology annotation, cellular component: mitochondrion. Gene Ontology annotation, molecular function: transaminase activity; pyridoxal phosphate binding. The record is from RefSeq and is a predicted model, not a curated record. NCBI's taxonomy places the organism in Eukaryota, Metazoa, Chordata, Testudines, Emydidae.
CAGCCGCAGCAGCAGGCCCCGUGGAGACGGAAGGGGAGGGUGUGACUUGGCGGGGAGCGCCCUGGGCCCGGGCCCGCUGCGCUGGCGGGUUCCCUCAGGAGCGCGGCGCUUCCCGGGCGGGGCGGGGCUGGAGCCGAGCCCGCCCGGAGAGCAGGCAGCUCGGCGGGGCGGGGCCGCCGCUCGCCCCUCUCCCCAAGAGAAGAGCCAUGCAGGCCCGGCCGAGCUCCCGGCAGGAGACGCUAGCCCUGCGGCGGCGGCUCAUCGGCUCUUCCUGCAAGCUCUUUUUUCCUGAAGAUCCAGUGAAGAUUGUUAGGGCAAAAGGCCAGUAUAUAUAUGAUGAACAUGGAAGAGAAUACCUUGACUGUAUCAACAAUGUGUCUCAUGUUGGGCACUGCCAUCCGGAUGUAGUAAAAGCAGCACAUGAACAGAAUCAGUUGCUAAAUACAAAUUCUCGCUAUCUCCAUGACAAUUUGGUGGAUUAUGCAAAGAGACUUUCUAAAACACUGCCUGAGAAGCUGUGCAAAUUCUAUUUUUUGAAUUCAGGAUCAGAAGCCAAUGAUCUUGCCUUGAGAUUGGCACGACAAUAUACAAAACAUGAGGAUGUUAUUGUUCUGGACCAUGCUUACCAUGGACAUCUGACAUCCUUGAUUGACAUAAGUCCAUAUAAAUUCAGAAAUCUAGAAGGACAAAAGGAAUGGGUCCAUGUGGCUCCUCUCCCAGACACAUACCGUGGAAUAUACAGAGAAGACCAUAAGGAUUCAGUCCUAGCCUAUGCCAACGAAGUGAAAAAAAUAAUUGAGCAAGCACAAAAAAAGGGCAGAAAGAUUGCUGCAUUUUUCAUUGAAUCUUUGCCAAGUGUUGGUGGUCAGAUCAUUCCACCAGAAGGUUAUUUCCAGAUGAUAGCAGAACACGUACACAAGGCAGGAGGAGUUUUUGUUGCUGAUGAAAUUCAGGUCGGCUUUGGCAGGGUUGGCAAAUGUUUUUGGGCAUUCCAGCUUCAGGGAGAGGAUUUCGUACCUGAUAUUGUCAGUAUGGGCAAACCAAUGGGAAAUGGGCACCCCAUCGCCUGUGUAGCAACAACUAAAGAAAUUGCAGAAGCAUUUGCAGACACUGGAGUGGAGUAUUUUAAUACAUUUGGAGGAAAUCCUGUUUCAUGUGCAAUAGGUUUAGCAGUUUUAGAUGUGAUUGAGAAGGAACAUCUUCGAGCACAUGCCACACAAGUAGGCAACUUCUUGAUGGAAUUACUGAAUCAGCAGAAGGUCAAGCAUCCUAUCAUUGGUGAUGUCAGGGGUGUUGGAUUAUUUAUUGGAGUGGAUUUGAUAAAAGAUCAAGAGAAAAGGACCCCAGCUACUAAAGAAGCUGAGUAUUUAAUAACAAGAUUAAAGAGAGAAUAUAUUCUGUUAAGUACAGAUGGUCCAGGAAGAAAUGUUCUUAAGUUCAAGCCUCCACUGUGCUUUACUAUGGACAAUGCCAAAUUAGUUGUGGACAAAAUGGAUGAAAUAUUAACAGACAUGGAAAGAGAAAAGACAUGUGAGCUAGUAGGAAAUCACCAUUAACUUCAGGCCUCAGCUCUAUCUGGCCAGGUAAGCAUUUUAUCUUUUGCAGUUUGUUUAAUUAGAAUCACUAAACUAGUAAUAACAAUGCAUUUGGUGUAAAGAUCUAAACAAUCAAAUGUUUGUCACAUUUUUUCAAAAUAGAUGACCCCUUCUGAUAUUCUAAUCACUAUUUUGAUUUAUGUAGGAUCACUUCAGCUUCUCAGGCCCCACAACCAUCUAUUCUCCCUCAAGUGAAAUGCCUGUUUUUUUAUAUAAUUAAAUCUUUAUCCUUAAAGCACUUCAAAAUUUGACUACUCCAAUAGCAGCUGGAUCCUUUAGAACCUGCUGCUAUUAAAAGAAUAUCACCCAUUGUGCUGUCUGUUUAUGGUGAUAGAGAGGGUAGUUGAUUUUCAAUGUAUUUCAUUGUGUUGGUUGCUGCUUAUGUGACUGCUCUACUGAACCCUUGAGUAAGGCAAGCGCAACUUGGUCCAUUCUGGAAUCUACUCUAUUCUCCUGGAGUAAUCAAAGAAGAAAAACCAAAUACUCUGAGCUUCCUAUAAGGCAUAGACCCUACCCUAUUUCUGUUGAUGUCAUUUGGAAUUUUGCCAGUAAAGGGAGUGGCAAUAAGACCAGAAGCAAAAACACAAUGUGGUGAACUAAGGAGAAACACUAAGAUGCUUCUGCAUUGCACUGGAAGUUAACUUUAGUUCAAGCAAAGGCUGUAUUAUCAGCUACAGCAGGUCAUGCCCACAUUACCUGUUUUAUUCAAGCAUGAAAAAGUUGCUUCUGAAUUAACAUAUAAGCAGCAAACCUUAACUAGUAUUUAGUCUAGAUUUGUGAAAUUAAACAGCGGGUAGAGAAAUCUUAAGGCCUGAUUUAAUUGUCAUUAAGAUUAGAGAUGCUGACUGCUGUAGGGGCUGGAUGUCCGCUUUCAGGUGUAUGCAAUGUAACUGAUCACAAAAACUUUAUGAAGGUAGUUCUCCUUUUUAGUUGCUUAUUUCCUAUAUCAUUAUAGAAGAAACAGUUGCUCCAGUACAUGGCAGAGUCUGCAACUUUGCUUUAAAUACAAUGUAGGAGGAGAGGCAUUGACCUGGUUAAUUUCCUUCAUGUUAAGAAAAAUAUGAAACCUGAUACAUACUCUACAAUGUUUUAUCUUUCAUCUAUAGGUUCCAGACACUAAUUUGACAAAAUCUACUACAAAGGAUCAUUAAAUCCCCAUAACUAGUGCACAUUUAGGCUAAACAAUUACAUUUGAAUCUGCAACGUUUAGUAACGCUUCUGUAGCGGUGAAAAGCUUUAGAGAAAAUACAUAGGCAUUAUGAUAUAGUUUGCUUCAGCUGUAGGAAAGGUGGUGUGGGAUUCACUUAAUUAGCAGCCAGUUUCAGAAAACAAUGACUACCCAGGAGUUAUUUUCCUAUUCUAGCUCUUAUGUCCCACACUUUGCAGUAUUUCAUUUUUCUGGUUUGAGCUGUUUCAGUGACUAUAACCAUCUGAGCUUGGCCAAACAUUCUGCCAUCCCAUAGAACCCAACAAUCAUGUGUAUCUGUCCUUAUUUUGCUAUACUUCAGUGUCUCACCAGGUAUACCACCUGAUUUAUUUUGUGCCAAUAUAAGGUCUAAAGAGCUAGACUGGUUUUCAGCCAUAGGUUUCAAACAGAUGGUUCUCGGUCCCAAACUGUACAAAAGUUCCCUAUGAAUUGCCUUCUGAGGACAUGUUUAGUGAGGAAAGAGGAGGUCCAAUCUAUACCUUGUUAAGAGGGGGAAGGGGCUAGCUCAGUGGUUUGAGCAUUGGCCUGCUAAACCCAGGGUUGAGAGUUUAAUCCUUGAGGGGGGCCACUUAGGGAUCUGGGGCAAAAUCUCCCACACUUCCAUUGCUUAUGAGAAGUAGUGAGCAGUGAACUGAAAUAGGGAAGGGAAAGAGAGAGAGUUAAUUGCACAAAAUGGCAGUGCUGCUCUACUAGACCAUGGAACCUACUUUCUACAGAGUCUAAUAAAGGUGUUAAACAGAUUAUUAUGUUGCUGCCUUGCAUAUCUGUAUUGUGGAAGCAUAAGCUCUUUCCACCCACAAAGUCACCAUAGAUCUUGUGGAGUGACCCUGGCUGCCAUCGGGAACAGAAGCACUGACACCUUGGCAGGCAAUAAAGCCCAAUCUUCUUGUCAGUUCAGUACACCUGAUAUAAAUCUUUAGUGCUCUUUAACCAUCUGAAGUGUGCUACAUUAUUUUCUGUUGGGUGCUGUGGCUUUGGACAGAAUGAAGGGAGUAUAAUUUCCUUGUGAGGUAUGGAAUGAUGAUUCUGGGAUUCUUAGCAGCAUGUUGUCAUGUUACAAUAGAGUUCUUAUAUGGUAUAGAAGUGCCACUUCAGAAACUCACCUAGCAGACAUAAUGGUAACUAAAAGACAGUUUUUGUAGAUAGGCAGAAUGGAGAUACAGGUCAGUGGCCCCACAGGUUGUGUGGUAUGGGCUUUUAAUGCCACUGGUAGGCUUCCACAAAUAUUGGCUGAACCACUUGAACUGCUCUGAGAAAUCUGGAUAGCCGAGGGUUCUGUCAAGGAACCAGAGAAUCCUGCAAAUAGGAUGUUUCUUAUAAGCGGACACCUGGCAUGUUAUGGUGCUGGGCUAAAGUCUCUUGUCUACAUCUUCCUGAAUAAAGUCCAGGAUUGUUGAUAUUUGUUGUACUGUUCGACACCAUGAGCUAAACCUAGUCCACAGGGAGGAGUAGACAUUUAGUAUUAAAGCUCACCUAGUAAAGAGGACAAUUCCACUCCCAGUGGAGGAUAGCUCUAGCACACCUAAUACUUCCUAUCUCAAGAGCCAGGCUAUCAGCUGUAGAUGAUUUGGGUGUGGAUGGAGGAAUAUGCCUUGGUAAAAGAUGUCUCAUCUCACAGGUAGCUGCAACAGUGGCUCCAAGUUCAGUUCUAUCUGAUUGGAGAACCAUGCUCUCGUUGGCCACUGAAGACCUAGUAUCAUCUUUUCUAGAAGUAGAAAGGGCAGAAAUGCAUAUACAGGCUAUAGUGCCAUCUGCAAAAGAGCAUCCAUCCCCAGGGAUUCCUCUGGUAGAUUAUUUCAAAUGUUUGUUGUUCUUGUGAUUGGUGAAUAGGUUGACCACCAGAAAGCUGAACUUGUGCAAAAUCAAAAUGGACUUCCUGAGUCAGGCACUGUUCUGAGGCAAGUCUGUCUUGGUUCAGCUCUCCUUUUACAUUUAUUGCUCCUGUAGCAGGGAGAAUCCUCUUUACCUGUUCCUCUCCCUCUCUUGUGCAAGUAGUUACUCCACAUUCCUCAUAGGUUAAGAUACACCAGAAUGGGAGUCUUAUCUGACUGGAUCAGAAGCACUCUUAGUUCUGAAAUCUCCAUUGCACUAGUUUACACAUUUGAGCUCCACAGGUUGAUGCUUCUUCCCCAAGGGUUCCAGGUGCCUGGCACUGUCCUGUGCCCCAGCUGUACUUCCCAUUCCAUCUAGGCACAAGUACCAAGAGUCUGGAAUGCAUACAGGGAGACUCUUGUGGCUGUUCUGGGGGAUAAUGCAUUAGCUGAGUAUUCAACACAUGGCUCAGAACCAGCACCUGAUGCAUGCAUUCUUGUGAAUGGAUCUAUGCUUUUAUUAGGAAGUACUGGAGAUAAUGUAUAUGGGACCUUGUCCAGGGGUUUAUUUCUGUGCAUGAAAGCAGGAAGAUCAGCAUCUGUGUCGAUAUUUAACUAUGUUGGUAAAGUACAAUAAGAGACUAUAGAUAUCAAGUCCUGGAUCGUGAGGAAUUUGUCCAGGGAUAGGUAGACUGCUGGUUGCUGAAGUGGCUGUUAUGGCCCUUGCCCAAAGUUUCAUUGCAGCAAGUGUGAUCUGCCACCAAGGCUGCUGGGAUGGCCUAGCCUUCAUAACUAGGCUACUAUAGCUCUUCCAAAGGGCAGAAUAGUCUGAGGGUGGCCACUGAAACCUUGAGUCCCUUUUAUCUCUAUCAGGUGGUUGUUUAGGAGAGAGAUUCAGUAUGAUUACUAUAUCUUUUGUAUGAGCUAGUACUACAGAAUUAAUCUAGAAUAGCAUUUUGCCAUGGCUGAGGGGAGCUAGAAGAGUCUGAAAAUAAGCAGUGGAUUGUUGGUUCAAGGUGGCUGAGGCUAUCCCACUGCUGAUUAUGCAGAGGAAGAAGAAAAUUAAGUUGCCAAAGAACAGGUGGGAGCAAAGUGGUGCUUGACUGCUGCUGCAGAAGGAGACUAGGCAGCAGUGGAGGUAAGAGGAAUGGUGGGGGAGUUGUCUGCAGGUGCACAUGCCCUGCUACAGCUUUAGACUGCCUCUGGAAAUUGCAAAGGGGGGGGGGUGAAAUAGGAGAGAGAACAACCCAUCUCUAUGUGCUGCAUUAAGCGAUUUGGAAAAAAUGCAGCUGUGAAGCCAGAGACCGGGAACAACUUUGGAGCUAAAAUUAUUUUUCAUUAAGUCAAGCUCAGUGUCCUUUAAAACUAACAUCUCUAAAUCCAUUCUACCAAAAGAAAAAACCCCUUACCAAAAAAAUUAAAUUAAGCCUUAAUUUGUAAACCUUUUAGGUAGUAAAUGAGUGCUAGAACUACAUCUGCUGCUAGUCCUGGCAAUUUAAACAAAUGCUUCUACAGUAGAUGGUUUCCACCAAGCCCACUGGCAUUACUCCAUUAACACUAUUAACCUUUUUAGGUACACUUACUCCCAAUGGAGUUUAGUUUACCUUCUGUACUAGGGAAUGCAGUUAUUGUAAGGUAGGAAAGGAAAUGCAGCAGAAGUUAAAAACCAUACAACAGAGAAUGAACCAUUAAAGAGAGAGUCAGUUACUUGUGGGUAAGGUCAGCUUGUAGUUUUGGUUUUCAUUUGCUCUGUUAAUCCUUUUAAGAACUAAAAUUUCAGCCAUACUGCUUAAAAUUUAGGUGUCUCUGCUACAUUGAAAUAUCAAAGCUAUGCUAGGUAUGUGGCAAUGUCACUUUGAAAUAAUUCUUCCAGUUCCCAUCAAGAAAGCCCAACAGUAGGUGCCAUUAAAUAGAGUAUUCUGAGCUGGUAUUUGGAGUAGUCAGUAAACCUAGACUAAGAGAUACUGCAGUGAGUAGGUACAAUGCAGGACAAAAGUUUGAGGAAUUGAUAUUCCUACCCCUGGAGAAACAGUGUAGCCUGCACAAUUUUGGACUGGCAUUUUAAAUGCCAGUUUCAUCAUUACAGGUUUUGUUUGCUUUAAUUUAUAUAAAGC